AUGAUCCGCCCACGGUUUCGACUAAAUGCCAUUUCAACACUGCAGCGGACCGCAACCCAAAGAUGCAGCGUACGGUUCGCUUCCUCGGAAUCGACGGCCGCUCCAAGCUCCACCGCACCCUCGAAGCCGAAGCCGCGCCGCAAACGCCUUCUGUACGCAUGGUACGGCCUCGUCCUCUUCGGCGGCGUCUCUGCCGGCCUCACAAUCCGCAACUUCGUCAGUCCUGCACUCCCUGUGCCCGGAAGCCGCGAAGAUAAAGUGCUGCUCGAUGCACUCAGCUCGGACGCUGAACAACUCGAUGUGGUGAAAUUCAUGCGGUCACAAAUUGCGCCUGUAGAGGAAUCUUCAGACGGCAGCGAACGCAAGGGAUGGGUAGAGCUGGACAUCAAGACGCACAUCACCGAGUCCAAGAACGACGAGGGAGAGCAGACGCGCACGAUAACAAGCCAAACGCUGGCUGGGAGCAAGGGCCUGGGCGUGCAGCGGGCAUUUUGGAAUGCUGACACCAAGGAGUUGGUCGCUGCUGUGUGGAUUGGGAGCGCGAUGAGCGGGUGGCCGAUGAUGGCGCAUGGAGGCGGCAUCGCGACUAUCUUCGAGGACUGCAUGUCGAGGAUGGUCGCAGGACCCGACGCGUCGAUCGACUCAAUCGCACGGCCCACGUCGAUGAGCAUCACCUACGCGAAACCCACGUUCAGCACAAAUUUCUACAUACUCCGUGCGAACUACUCAAGACCGAAUCUCCCACAGGCUGCCCCGCCGGUAGACCCCGAACCGCAGCCCGCAAAGUCGUGGCUCCCUUCAUGGAAGGACCUCACAAAGAAGGAACAGCCUAUAGAGGCGAAGAAGACGGUGGAGAUUAUUGGCACGCUGGAAAGCGUAGACGGGGAGCUGUGUGUAAGAGUGAAGGGGACAUUCCCUGUGUCGGGUUGA
Paraphaeosphaeria sporulosa is the source of this 930-nucleotide messenger RNA. RefSeq lists its product as uncharacterized. Lineage: Eukaryota; Fungi; Ascomycota; Dothideomycetes; Pleosporales; Didymosphaeriaceae. The transcript has 2 exons. The coding region runs from base 1 to 930 and encodes 309 amino acids. The record is from RefSeq and is a predicted model, not a curated record.